This is a messenger RNA of Beta vulgaris subsp. vulgaris (sugar beet), 839 nucleotides long. RefSeq names its product zinc finger protein ZAT12. The record is from RefSeq and is a predicted model, not a curated record. Bases 113 to 673 code for a protein of 186 amino acids. Gene Ontology annotation, biological process: response to chitin. The transcript has a single exon. Lineage: Eukaryota; Viridiplantae; Streptophyta; Magnoliopsida; Caryophyllales; Amaranthaceae.
UCAGUUUAUAUCAUACCCACAAAAACAAACAAACAAAACCACACCAAUUAAGAUAAAACUCACCCCAAAAAACAAACAUCACAUUAUCAUCUAUUAUUAUCUCACCACCAAAAUGGCCAUCAAAAGAAGUAGAGAAGAGAUAGAACUUGAAAGAACCAUAGCCAUGGCAAACUACCUAAUCCUCUUAUCCAAGACCUCUAACUCGACCACCGUGGAACCCACUAGUAGCAGCCGAGUUUACGAGUGCAAGACGUGCAACCGCCAAUUUGCCUCCUUCCAAGCACUGGGUGGUCACCGGGCUAGCCACAAGAAACCUAAAACUCAUUAUACGAACGACUAUAAUAAUCCGUCUGAGGAAAAUGUUAGUAAGAGGUCUAAAACUCAUGGAUGCUCAAUAUGUGGAUUGGAGUUUCCUAUUGGACAAGCGUUGGGAGGUCAUAUGAGGCGUCAUAGAGCUGCCCUCAUUGGAUCACAGCUCCCUUGCACCUCUCGUCCUACACUUUCACUUGAACUUGAACUUUCUUCACAUAAUGUUUCGGACGAAUUAACUGGUGUGAUCAAAAGUAGGAGUUAUAGUGAUGAUCAUAAAAGUGUUAUGUGCUUAGAUUUGAAUUUGACUCCUUUAGAGAAUGGACUGUUGGAGGUUAGGAAGUUUGCUCCUUCUGUUUGUUAGUUUUAUUUAUUUAUUUUUAGUUCACAUUCUUUUAAUUCUUUAUGAUAGAGCAUUUUUUGUUCAGGAAAUAGCUUUUGUUCUUUCAAUUGUUUGUGUAUAUACUACUACUAGAACAUACAUGAUGACAAAGAAUAUCAAUACAAGGAAUAUUAUAGUUUUUUUUAAA